CGCCAAGUUCCCCUCCCGAACUUUUGAAAUGCUUCUAUUCCUUUCUCAAUGUCUCACGGACUUGAAGUUGAAUUCCUUUCACCUCUCAUCUGAACAUCAUCCUCCGCAAUGGCGCUCCGUCUACUGUUCCUCUUGGCCUUGCAAGCUGUGAUUGCCAAAACCGACCUCGGGAAUGCAGCCAAAGCAGCACUCUAUCCUCGGCAAGGAAUCCCACCGGCUUGCAGCACCUGGUCUUAUUUUGUCUCGUUCUGCAAAUCCGCCAGUCCUGGAUUUGUCGACCUCCCUGGAACUAAACAAGUCCCCUGCUUGUGCUAUGAUCAAUCUGGGGGAUGGUAUCCAGAUAUCUUUGAUAAUGCCGUCGACGACUGCGCAUCGUGGGCAGCAACUGCAGACGUAUCUGAAUAUACCGUGGUGGACUCAUGGCAAGGAAUAUGUACAGAUGUUGGCAACAUAUUUGCUGCCCCGGGUUCAACUCCAGCCCUCAACAGCCCAACUCCGACUCCGGCAAAACCAUCGCCCACUCAUACACAAGUGACUGCUUCUACGACAGCUGCUCCAACCCCGAAAGCGAGUGGUGGUUGUUCUGCUUUCGACUCCUUUGUAGCUUCCUGCAGCUCGAGCACCCCAGGGUUUUUGGAUAUGAGCUUUGGUGCGAUUGCUGCUUGUGUGUGCUACACCAGCAGCACCUCUUGGGUGCCAGCUCGCUUCGACAGUGCGGCAGCAUCCUGCGCCAACGUUUUUAAAACGGGAGACCCAACGGAUUACCCCCAAUUCACAUCAAACUUCCUAAAUUUCUGCACGGAAGUCGGUGAUGUGGUCAACACAUCCGAUACACCUCUGUCACCUACUGUGACGAGGACCGCAUCUCCGAAAACAACAACCCGUAAGACGAAUUCGAACUCGAUAACGCCAAAUCCUACAACAGUCGUACUGGGGUCCACACCUACGCCUUCGGUGUCUACACAACUGUCAAGUGCUCUGCGACUUCCGGCAUAUGAAAGGCCAAUGAAGGUUUUGAGUUUAAGUUGUUUUAUUAUUACACUAGCGGUUGCUUUGCUUUGAUGCCCUCAUGUGUUUUACGUCCCCGAAUAUGUGUCUCUGCGGGCUUCAGACCUCACUAAUGUUAACGAUUUUGACGAUAUGGGAUUAAUUCAAUGAUUGUAGUCGAUUUCCAUCUUUUAUAGCGUAGUGAUAAUAAGAAUGGAACAUGGAAGUACC
Hyaloscypha bicolor E is the source of this 1218-nucleotide messenger RNA. RefSeq lists its product as uncharacterized. NCBI's taxonomy places the organism in Eukaryota, Fungi, Ascomycota, Leotiomycetes, Helotiales, Hyaloscyphaceae. The record is from RefSeq and is a predicted model, not a curated record. The coding region runs from base 109 to 1062 and encodes 317 amino acids. The transcript has a single exon.